AUUUGUCUCUGGUUCCUACAGAUCCUUAAAUGCAAGAUUUUCAAGAAAUAAUUGUGUUAUUAUAAAUUUCUUAUUUGCCAUAUAAGGAGAAUGACGCUCUCUCCGAAGGACUUAGUUAAACUACUUGAUCUUCUCAAUGAGGAACAUUCGGACACCAUCCUGGAGAAUCUAUGCAAUCAAUUGCACCAGAGUUUCUCCAAGGAAGAUCGUUUCAAAGUGAGCCAUUAGCCUCCACACCCUUUGCCCCUGUGUUUGUUCAAAUGCUAAAGGCACCACAGGAAAACACCAGCAAUGGAAUUCCGAAGCUACCUAAUCACAUAGGUCAUAUACCAUCUCUGUCAACCUGUGAGAAAAAUCUACUAGCAAAUUUAAUAGGAUACAAUCAGAAGGAGAUCAUGAAAAAAACACCACGUCAAAUUAUGGACGAAUUUUAUUUUGCUUCCGUGCCAUCUAUUGAUUUAACCAAUUUGCAGUUGCAAUUAGCAGAGCAUCAUUCUGAACUACCAUCUGUCAGUAAAUGUGGACAUCCUGUUAUUUUGCCAGAUAUGGAUCAAUCUAAAGUAACAGAGCUUGAUAAGAGAAAUAUUGUUUCUUGUAAAAUGGUAUUCCACCUGACUCGCUGCAACUUCUGGUACGGCUGAUGCUUUAUUUUUAUAUUAUAAAUUUUUGACGGCCGGAUUGCAAAAUCUGGCUCUGUAGGGUCCUCAGGGAUAGUUCAGGGAAGAUGCUAUAACAGUUUGGCAAUUAUACGUAUCGUCAGCUAGGCGAUAUUUUGCAUCUCGUAAAUAAUUUUUGGAGUGAUUCGCUGCGAUGCUUAUAGCCGCAGCAAAGUACAAGUUAGAAAAAGAAAAUAUUUUACUGUUAAUUGCACGAAAGACAAGAAAAUUGGGUGAAACUAAUCGGUAAAAAAUUUAACUCCCUUAUAUUUGUACUGAUCUCAAACCACCUU
Molecule: messenger RNA, 949 nt
Organism: Harpegnathos saltator (Jerdon's jumping ant)
Lineage: Eukaryota; Metazoa; Arthropoda; Insecta; Hymenoptera; Formicidae
Product: CCR4-NOT transcription complex subunit 11-like
Exons: 2
Coding region: 171-641 (156 amino acids)
Source: RefSeq, a predicted model, not a curated record